Messenger RNA from Penicillium cinerascens, 396 nucleotides. RefSeq names its product DUF563 domain protein. NCBI's taxonomy places the organism in Eukaryota, Fungi, Ascomycota, Eurotiomycetes, Eurotiales, Aspergillaceae. Bases 1 to 396 code for a protein of 131 amino acids. The transcript has a single exon. The record is from RefSeq and is a predicted model, not a curated record.
AUGGAAAUGUAUUUCAUGACGCUGAGUAUGGAUGUUCUGCAUAUUACACCUCAAUCAGCAGGCUCGAUCCCAUUCUAUAUCGCCGAACACGAUGAACCGAACACCCAAGUCGUCAUUGUCGAUAACCACCCGGACGGACCAUAUUUCGAUACGUGGUCACUUUUCACAAAGAAGCCGGUUCUCCGUUCUAAUGAUCUCCCGGAAAACACAACCUUUGAAAAUCCCAUCGCCGCUUGCUGGUGCAGGAAUAUGCUUUGUCAGGGUGACUGGGAGGUCAACUCUUGCGAGAACCCAGAACUUUUAAAUACGUUUGCCAAUCGGGCUUUGAACUUGUACGGGUUGAAUGACAUCAGACCGCAAGGGACUAAGAACAUCACUUUGACAUUCAUCAACUGA